Molecule: messenger RNA, 4642 nt
Organism: Notolabrus celidotus (New Zealand spotty)
Lineage: Eukaryota; Metazoa; Chordata; Actinopteri; Labriformes; Labridae
Gene: fzd3a
Product: frizzled class receptor 3a
Exons: 9
Coding region: 492-2570 (692 amino acids)
Biological process (GO): non-canonical Wnt signaling pathway; canonical Wnt signaling pathway
Cellular component (GO): plasma membrane
Molecular function (GO): Wnt receptor activity; Wnt-protein binding
Source: RefSeq, a predicted model, not a curated record
GCGGGGAGGAGGACAGAGGAGGAGGACAGGAGGAGCCGGGAGGAGGGUGCUGCUGGUGGAGGGACAUUCAGUCAUUGUUACAACUCGAGGAGCGGCGGAGACCCCGGUGCUACACUUGAAAACGGGACAACAUUCAGAUCACAUCAUCUCCAUCGGCUGUAGUCAUCCCUAUUUCCAAAGCGUCGUCUCUGUGGUGAAAGGAGGGGUUUUAGUCGUUUGGUUUAGCAGCGUCUAAAGGACUACAGAGUCUCUCAGGUGAUGGGGGUCCUGUGACACACUACCGAUGCUGAGAUGAUGGAUGCAGCCAGAUUCAGCCAUGGCUGUGCUGGAUUACGCUGCAGGGCCCAAACCAUCCCUCUGUGAGCUGAAGAGGAGAGGCUACACUCCUCAAACCCGGUCAUUUCUCUUUCCUGGUGAAAGAGCUGAAAGCUAACAGGGAUCAACCUCUCUUCCCCGAGUCUUUCCUCUCUCUCCUGCUGUACGGACCAAUCAUGGAUCUCCUCUGGGUGCUGUCGGUGUCCAUGCUGACGGUGUGUGUUGCCAUUCCCAUGGAUGCAGCUGCAGGAAGCCACAGCCUGUUCACCUGCGAGCCUAUCACCCUGCGCAUGUGCCAGGGGCUGUCCUACAACUCCACCUUCAUGCCCAACGUACUGAACCAUUACGACCAGCAGACUGCCGCACUGGCUAUGGAGCCCUUCCAUCCCAUGGUGAACCUGCAGUGCUCUCCUGAGCUCAGGACGUUCUUGUGUGCGCUCUAUGUCCCGGUGUGUACAGAGUACGGCCGGAUGACUCUGCCCUGCCGCCGCCUGUGUCUGCAGGCCAAGAGCGACUGCUACAAACUAAUGGACAUGUUUGGUGUCAGCUGGCCGCAGGAGAUGGACUGCAACAGGUUCCCAGACUGUGACGAGCCCUACCCCCGUCGCGUAGAUCUGCAGCCGGUCUCAGACACCACUGACUCCCCUGCCUCUGUGCAGCGAGACUACGGCUUCUGGUGUCCAAGAGAGCUCAAGAUCGACCCUGAGCUGGGGUACUCCUUCAUGGGGGUCAAAGACUGCUCACCUCCCUGUCCUAACAUGUACUUCACGAGGGAGGAGCUGAUGUUUGCCCGAUACUUCAUCGGGGUGGUGUCCAUCGUCUGUCUGUCGGCCACCCUCUUCACCUUCCUAACUUUCCUCAUCGACGUAUCACGCUUCCGCUAUCCUGAGCGUCCGAUCAUAUUCUACGCUGUGUGCUACAUGAUGGUGUCUCUGGUGUUCUUCCUCGGUUUCCUGUUGGAGGACAGAGUUUCAUGUAAUGCAGCAAGUCCUGGAAAGUUUAGAGCUUCAACUGUGACACAAGGCUCGCACAACAAGGCCUGCACCCUCCUCUUCAUGGUGCUGUAUUUCUUCACGCUGGCUGGCAGUGUCUGGUGGGUCAUCCUGACCAUCACCUGGUUCCUGGCUGCUGUUCCCAAGUGGGGCAGCGAGGCUAUAGAGAAGAAGGCCCUCCUGUUCCACGCUUGUGCCUGGGGUAUCCCUGGAGUCCUGACGGUCACCCUUCUGGCCAUGAACAAGAUCGAGGGGGACAGCAUGAGCGGGGUCUGCUUUGUGGGGCUGUACAACAUCACCGCCCUGCGAUGGUUCCUGCUGGCUCCACUGGGACUCGAUGUUGUGGUCGGUGUGGCGCUGCUCCUGGCCGGCAUCGCAGCACUGAACAGGGUCCGCAUGGAGAUCCCUCUGGAAAAGGAGAACCAGGAGAAGCUGGUGAAGUUCAUGAUCCGUAUCGCUGUGUUCUCUGUGCUCUACCUGGUCCCUUUGAUCACUGUCCUGGGCUGUUACCUUUAUGAGAACAGCUACAGAGCCAUCUGGGAGACCACCUGGGUCCAGGAGAAGUGUAGAGAUUACCACAUCCCCUGUCCUUACCAGGUGGAGCGUACCAGCCGUCCAGACCUGGUGGUGUUCCUGUUGAAGUACCUAAUGAUGCUGAUCGUGGGGAUCCCCUCUGUGUUCUGGGUGGGCAGCAAGAAGACGUGCUUCGAGUGGGCCAGUUUCUUCCACGGCAAGAGACGCAAAGACAGGAUGGUCAACGAGAGCCGACAGGUGCUGCAGGAGCCUGACUUCGCCCAGCUGCUGCUCAGGGACCCCAACACCCCCAUCGUGAGGAAGUCACGCGGCACGUCCACCCAGGGGACCUCCACCCAUGCCUCAUCUACACACCUGGCCAUGUUGGAUGAGCCGCCCAGUGCCAGCACCAGCCGCGCAGGGUCUGUCCGCAGUGCACGCUCCAAGAUGAGCAGCUACCAUGGCAGCCUGAAGCGUUCCCGAGACGGCAGGUACACAGCCUCCAGUUUCCGAGCCUUAGACGACCGGCUGCCCUACGGGAGCAUGCCUCGCCUCAAUGACCAAUCACAGUCCAGACACUGCAGCACCAACCGCCUGGACAGCCUAUCACGGCACGGCUCCACCCAGCGGCUGGAGAGCCAGUCGCGGCACAGCAGUGUCAGAGACCUCAGUAUCACCACCCAAGCCAUUCUGGGCGGCCACGGGAACGGGAUUCACCGGGUUCUGGAGGAGGACGGAGCUACGGCCUGAACACAAACUGUAAUCACAGAGUGAUCUUCUCUUUCAGGAGACUUCUGAGGAUGAAGGGAAAGAAUGUGUGAGGAGCCCGAGGAGGAUGGACAGAGUUAAGAGUAGCAAACACUGUGUGUGGAUCAUCCACUUAUGUUGACUUUGGGAGCAUCAAAGUGCUCUGGUGUGCUGACCAAGAGACAAGAACCAGGCUCAAGCAGCCAAAUGAAGAGGACGGAGUUUGGACGGACGCCUUUCAAAGUCCUCUCAGCUUCAACCUGAGCUGGUCCCAAAAACUGAAGCUCAAGAGACUUUGGCCUGGUUCACUGGAUUGAGAGGACCUACAUCAAGAAGAAAAUGUGACCAAUGCUGACAGACUGCACUGAACUGUUUGCUUGUGCUGUGUUUGUUUGUAUAAAAGACUCUGAACAGGAUCUGAACCACGGAUGUCAGACUUUACAAUCCUUCAUUCCAGUCUGAACCUCUCAGCACUGUGGAGAGAGGAGGCAGGGUCUUUUUUUAUCAGUCACACCUCCAUUAUUUUCAAAAUGUCUUAGGUACUUUUACUCAACCAGCAUCAAACCCUUUAUUUAUAAAAACAUUUCAACUCCAAAUGUCAGACUUAAGAUCAGAGGUCACAUGAGGUGUAAGACUGAACACUAGCCUUGUCUUUUUAAAGCUGUUUGUUAAUACUGAUGGACUUCACUGCGUCAGUGUGCUAAUGUACAUCAUUAGAGGAGGAAAUUAGAGGAAUGUGGUGAGCUAGAAUGAAAGGGCUGAAAUACUAGAACAACAGCUGAAUCCAAACUCCUGCCUUAUGACUGUGUUCAGAUGGAAAGUUCAGAGUAUUAACAGACACUGUGAUUUCACUUCAAGGCAACGAAAAGACACGAGUGUGAGGAAACACGUGAUAUAAAACACGUAAGGGGUUAUGAACACACACAUACAGGGGGUGGCUGUGGCGCAGUGGUAGAGAAGGCCGUCUCUCAAUUAGAAAGUGGAGGGAUUGAUCCCGGGUCCCACUGUCCACAUGCCGAAGUGACCUUUGUCAUGACUUUUAACCCCAAACUGCCCCAAGUGGCUCUGUCAGGGGUGUGUGGAUGACAUGAGUUACAUCUGAUGGUGCUUUACACAGCAGCCUCUGCCAUCAGUGUGUGAGUGGUGUGAAUAAGUGAAUGUGACAUGUUUACUACCAGUCAAAAGUUUGGAUACACCUUCUCAUUCAAUGUUUUCAUUUAUUUUAAUUAUUUUCUACAUUGUAGAUUAAUACUGAAGACAUCAAAACUAUGAAAUAAUCUGGUUUUGCCAUAAUCUGGAUUACAACAGUAGUCAAAUAGGGCUAUCCAUUGUGUGCUAACCCUACCUCUGAACAACACAACUGAUGGUCUCAAACACAUUAAGAACACAUUAAAAAUGAACUCUUGACAAGGCUCACGUGUUCAUUCCAAAAAAGAGACCACUUCAUGAAGCAGACUGAGAGAAUACCAAGAGUGUUCAAAGCUGUCAUGAAGGAAAAAGGGGGCUACUUUACAGAAUCUAAAAUAUAAAACAUAUUCUGCUUUGUUUAACACUUUUUGUUCAUUAAAUAAUUCCAUAUAUGUUCUUUCAUAGUUUUGAUCUACAGUGUUGAAAAUAAUUAACAUAAAUACAAACCCUUGAAUGAGAAGGUGUCUCCAAACUUUUGACUGGUAGUGUAUAUGAAAGCGCUUUGAGUGGUCAGACUAGAGAGAGCGCUUUAUAAACAGUCAUAUCACUAUUUUACACACACACACAGACACACACACAGCUAAUGAACAGUCAGUGUGCUGGCUGUUUUGGAGAGUAGUCAAACAGCAGGGCUGAAUUUGCAUGCGAGGUGACAGUUGCUUCUCUCUGUCUGAACACACGUGAUCAGUUUCAUAGAAAGCAGCACACUUACAUUAGUGGGAGUAGUUUGUCCUGUUUAAAAUGUGUCCUUAUUUGUAUAGCGUAUGUAAAAUGUUAGCGCAGCGUUCCCUCUAGUGCAGAAUGAACUUGUGUAUAGAUGUAAAGUUUGAACUUCUUUGUCGAUUUGUAAUAAAGUUUUUUAAGUAAAAUAAAAACACACACUGGUU